UAUUUAUUUUUCGCGCGUCGUUCCCCUUCUAAUUCUUCCCCUCCAAAAUCUCCCUUCCUCCGAUUGAAUUCAAAUGCAUAUUACCAAAAUUUAAACCCUCUGCUAACAUUUUUGAAUAAUCCGAGAAUCCCAAUUGAAACAGUCGAGAGAAUCAGAAAAGAUAAAAUAAAUGGAGGAAAGUGAAAAAUCAAGUACCGAGAAUGAUCCCGCACGGCCGUGGCAAUCUUAUAACACUGUCUACACUAUCGCCAAAGCAGGGAUGGAAGGGGUGGACAAGGAAAAAGUGCAGAGGAUAGUUUAUGAGAUGAGCAAAGGGUCCAAGUAUUUCGAGAAUGAGGAAAAGAAAGAAGUUUACAUGAAGCAGAAAAUCGAGAGUAUGCGGGCGCAGCUUGCCAAGCUUACUGCGGUGGAUAUAUCACGGUAUCAGAAGUUUGCUGAUAAAAGGAUUGUCGAAUUAGAAGCCACACGUGAUCUGUCAAGGAUUUGGCUACAUGUGGAUAUGGAUGCUUUCUAUGCGGCUGUUGAAACACUUUCUGAUCCUUCUCUAAAAGGCAAGCCAAUGGCGGUUGGUAGCAUGUCUAUGAUCUCGACAGCUAAUUAUGAGGCACGAAAAUUUGGGGUUAGAGCUGCAAUGCCUGGAUUUAUUGCACGUAAAUUGUGUCCCAAACUGAUUUUUGUUCCAACAGACUUCAAAAAGUACACUUAUUAUAGUGAUUUAACAAGACAAGUUUUCCAGAGAUAUGAUCCCAACUUCUUGGCUGCAAGUUUGGAUGAGGCAUACCUAGAUAUAACAAACUUCUGCAAUGAAAAAGGAAUGACUGGUGCAGAAGUGGCUGAAGAGCUCAGAGAAAGUGUCCACAAGGAGACUGGGCUCACAUGUAGUGCUGGAGUAGCACCAAAUCGCUUGCUUGCUAAGGUUUGUUCAGACAUCAAUAAGCCAAAUGGCCAAUUUGUGUUACCAAAUGAGCGCAUGGCUGUCAUGACAUUUAUAUCCUCGUUACCUAUAAGAAAGAUUGGGGGUAUUGGUAAGGUCACUGAAAAUAUUUUGAAGGGAAUUUUUGGAAUCACGACAUGUGAGGAAAUGCUGCAAAAAAGUAAUUUCAUCUGCGCACUGUUCUCUCGGACAUCUGCAGACUUUUUCUUGUCUGUCGGUUUGGGUCUUGGGAGGACAGAUACUCCUCAAGUGACCCAAAGAAAAAGUAUGAGUAAUGAGAGAACAUUUUCACCUACUGAUGAUGAGGCAUUAUUUCUCCAGAAAUUAGUGGAUCUUUCAGAAAAUCUUGCCUCUGACUUGAAGAAAGAAGGCCUUUGUGGAAGAACAUUGACAUUAAAGUUGAAAACAUCGUGUUUUGAGGUACGAACUCGAGCAGUGACUCUGCCAGACAAUAUUUGCUCAAGUGAGGAUAUACUGAAACAUGCCACAAAGCUUCUUAAGGCUGAACUUCCGGCAUCACUUAGACUGAUGGGACUGCGAAUGUCACACUUCAAUGAAAGCAAGAAAGGUGUUGCAAGUGACCCUAAACAAAGAACACUUUCCAACUUCAUAGUCACAGAGGAUGCCUCAGGAAGAGUUUCAGAGUCGAAUAUUUAUGAUGAUAAUACUUUAUCCAUCGACAGAGAGACCAGUUUCUCUAGCGAUGCACAUGCGCCAUGUGAAUCAUUUGAUUUUAUGGAUACCCAUCAAAUGUUGGAUGUUGAUCCCACUGACAAAAGGCAUGGCCGCGAUGAAGCAGAAACUGGGGUUGAUAACCAUGAUGUGGUGAGAGAUGCAGCGAAUCCACCAUAUCCAAUUGGGGCUGGUGAAGUAGUGGUAAGAGAUUCAUCUCCUGGGCUGUUAGAAGAAACCAGCCUGGAUCUAUUAGGAAGAGUAGUCAGCUGCACUGAUGAAGAGCCAGCUUCUUUGUUAAACCCGAAAGAACCCUUCUUUUGGUUGAAUGAUUACCAAUGUUCUGUAUGUGGGAUCGAACUGCCUCCCAGUUUUGUUGAGGAAAGACAAGAGCAUUUCGAUUUUCAUCUUGCUGAGAGGCUGCAAGAUGAGGAAUCAAACAACCUUAACAGAGUUCUCAAGCCGAAGCAAAGGUUCACCCACAAGGAUCAAGUGAGCGAGAGUCGGCAGAGAAAGAAGCAGAAAGCAUCUCCUUCAGACGGUAAGCACAUUCCAAUUGAUAUGUUCUUUGCAAAAACCAGUCAAAAUUUUUGAUACUAUCCAGUUACAAUUUAUUUGUUUUAUGUGUAACACAAGUGCAUCAUUAUGAUUGUUUAAGCCUGUCCCUUGUAUAUGUCCGAGAACUGCAUUGCAUGAUGAACCCAUCGCAAUAAAAUAAUUUUACUGUUGUACUUAUUUCAA
Messenger RNA from Sesamum indicum (sesame), 2347 nucleotides. The record is from RefSeq and is a predicted model, not a curated record. NCBI's taxonomy places the organism in Eukaryota, Viridiplantae, Streptophyta, Magnoliopsida, Lamiales, Pedaliaceae.